Molecule: messenger RNA, 636 nt
Organism: Saxophila tyrrhenica
Lineage: Eukaryota; Fungi; Ascomycota; Dothideomycetes; Mycosphaerellales; Extremaceae
Exons: 4
Coding region: 1-636 (211 amino acids)
Source: RefSeq, a predicted model, not a curated record
AUGUCAGACCAUCCACAGCCCGCACAGAUGGGCCACGGCUACGGCGAGACGCCUGAGCAACACGCUCGCCACUCCAGCAUCCCUCUAACGAAACACUUCGGCCUCCCGCCCUACACGGAAGCCGCGCUCUUCUACAUCUGGGCCUUCUCAAGCUGGCUCCUCGAAAUUGCGGCGUCAGUCUGCGGCUCAUACUUCUCCACCGGCGAUUACCGAUUCAUUGCCACCGCGACGCCAUGCAUGUUCUGCAGCUGGGCGGCGUGGUUACAGACCGCGAUUCAGAUGAUGCAGAGGGCGAGCUGGGUGCGGGACGAGAGUAAUCUGGUGGAUCGGCGGCGGUACCUGUACUUGGCUGUGAGGCUGCAAAGGUUGAUGCUGCCUACGGCUUUGAUCGCGCUGGUGACUUUCAUCGUGGCAUACGUGAGGAGAAUGGACACGGAUGAUGUGGGAAACUGGCUGUUCUUCUUGCUUGUGUUCAUCUUCAACAUCGUCGGCUGCGUGAUGAACGCAUACAACAAUAUCACCUGGGAGUCCGACCGUCUCGAGUACGAAGAGGGCUCCAGCCCGUACGGCAACACUCUGCUGUCCAUCCUUGGUAUCCCGAGUGAGCCAAGCAAGGAACAAGAAUACAAGGAGUGA